AUGGAGGCUCACCCCCCUGCUGCCUGCAGCAGCAGUUUACUACAGCGGGAAGCUGCUGCAUGCACGGUGUCUAUACACCCCGCUGUAGCCACCUGCAGCAGCAGCAGCAAGCACACGAUAGAGUACACAAAGCAACAGCAGCAGCAGCAGCAGAAGCAUGCACAUGAAGCAUUAGAAGUAGCAGCAGCAGCAGCAGCAGAACACAUGGAGUGCAAACAGCAGCAGCAGCAGCAGCAGCAGCAGCCGCAAGAGGUGUGUCUGCCCCCUUCUUCUCUGUCUCCUCCUCUGGCGCUGACUGCAGCAGAAGCACGACGAAGCCCGACAGCUGCGGUGUAUGAACAGCUGCUGCUGGGUGCUUCUGCUGCUGAUGCUGCGCUCAUCAUGCAAAACGCAGAAGGGAUUUCUCGCCUAUUAAACCUCCAUAAGCAGCAGCAGCAGCAGCAGCAGCAGCAGCAGCAGCAGCAGCAGCAGCAGCAGUACAAGCAGCAGCAACAGUUGCAGCAACAGCAGCAGCAGCAGUAUAAACAGCAGCUCCUGCAGCAGCAACAACAGCAGCAGCAGUACAAGCAGCAGCAGCAGCAGCAACAGCAGCAGCAGCAGUACCAGCAGCAGCAGCAGCAGCAGUACAAGCAGCAGGAGCAGGAGCAGCAGCAACAGCAGCAGCAGCAGCAGCAGCAGAACAAGCAGCAGAUACCGGCAGAAAAAACAACAGAGGACGAGGGGGGCGUUGUAUAUUCAUCGUCUUCGUUGCUGCCGGCAGUAAACAACUUUUUGCGUGCUGCUGCUGCUGCUGCUGCUGCUGCUGCUGCUUCUCCUUUUUCUACUUUUAAUAAAACUCAAGUUCAUGCAGCGGAAGAUUUAUGCAGGUGGACCACUGGUCACCCCACAGAAACAGAAACAUGCAGAGAAACUAAAGAUACCAACGCAGUGAAGCAGCACCAGGACAGCGACGACGUUGUUGCUGCAGCAGCAGCAGCUGCUGCUGCUGCUGCUGCUGAGGGCUACGGGGUGCGGCUGAACGGCCGCCACCGCCCCCUUGAAGAGAAGGAAGAGCAUCUGCUUUUGCCUAGGGUGGAGAAGGAAGACGAGCAGCAGCAGCUGCAGCAGCUGCAGCAGCUGCAGCAGCAGCAGCAGCAUAGGCAGCAGCAGCAACAAGCGCAGAAGCUACUGCAGCAGCAGCAGCAGCAGCAGCAGCAUCUGCAGCAGCAAGAUGACGGGGUAGAGGAGUGCUGGGAGGUGGGACGGGUGCGGGGCGUUAAUUUUGAGUCCGAUUCGAAGCAGCGAGGAACAGCAGCAGCACCAGCAGCAGCAACAGCAGCAGCAACAGCAGCAACAGCAGCAGCAGCAGCAGCAGCAGAGAGCCAAGAAGAACUAGAGAGUUUGUUUAGGAGCACAAGUCCCCCAUAUGAAGAUGAAAUGGGUUUAUUUGAUGGAUGCCGAUCCCCCCAAUCAAAAGAAAUGAAAUUCUCUCCCACAUAA
Eimeria mitis is the source of this 1479-nucleotide messenger RNA. RefSeq lists its product as uncharacterized. The record is from RefSeq and is a predicted model, not a curated record. Lineage: Eukaryota; Apicomplexa; Conoidasida; Eucoccidiorida; Eimeriidae. Bases 1 to 1479 code for a protein of 492 amino acids. The transcript is spliced from 6 exons.